Mercenaria mercenaria is the source of this 348-nucleotide messenger RNA. RefSeq names its product perlucin-like protein. The coding region runs from base 1 to 348 and encodes 115 amino acids. Lineage: Eukaryota; Metazoa; Mollusca; Bivalvia; Venerida; Veneridae. The record is from RefSeq and is a predicted model, not a curated record. The transcript has 4 exons.
AUGGCGUUGUGCCUGCUUUGGAUUGCCCUGAUGGCUGGUUCCGGAUCAAAGACUCUUGUUACUUCAUAUCCGUCGAGGACACGAAUUUUGAGAAGGGUGUUGUUAAGUUCCUUCCUUCCAGGAAAUGUGAAAGGUUUUUUUACCGCGUAUACAGACGUGGACACGGAGGGUACAUGGGUGGCGUACGGUACUAUAAAUGAAACAACCUUUACAGACUGGGAAGAUAACGAACCCAAUGGUAACGUGGGUGAAAACUGCAUGGCGCUUUGGAUUGCAUCGAACUUACAGUGGGUUGAUGUCGACUGCAACGAUGGACAGAAUAGAAUCAUUUGUGAGAAGGAGACAUAA